This is a messenger RNA of Lasiodiplodia theobromae, 1608 nucleotides long. Its product is annotated as Major facilitator superfamily transporter. The transcript is spliced from 7 exons. Bases 1 to 1608 code for a protein of 535 amino acids. Gene Ontology annotation, biological process: transmembrane transport. NCBI's taxonomy places the organism in Eukaryota, Fungi, Ascomycota, Dothideomycetes, Botryosphaeriales, Botryosphaeriaceae. Gene Ontology annotation, molecular function: transmembrane transporter activity. The record is from RefSeq and is a predicted model, not a curated record.
AUGCUUUCCUCAUCCAGUGACGACUCGAAUGUCGAGCCAAAGCACGCCAUCGACGCCCCAGCUGACGAGUAUCCCACGGGAUGGAAACUCGGCUCCGUCGUCGUGGCCCUGGUGUUGGCUGUCUUUCUCGCUUCGCUGGACAUGAACAUCGUGGCAACCGCAAUCCCCAAAAUCACUGAUCAGUUUCACGCACUUGACGACAUCGGAUGGUACGGCUCAGCGCUGUUCCUCACCGUCGCCUCUUCGCAAUCUGUCUGGGGCAAGGCCUACAAAUUCCUCGAUCUCAAAAAUGUAUUCCUCGUUAGCGUCGCCAUAUUCGAGAUUGGAAGCCUCAUCUGCGCUGUUGCACAGAACAGUGUGACUUUCAUCGUGGGACGCGCCAUCAUCGGCCUCGGUGCUGCCGGUGUGCUUGCCGGCUGCUACAUCAUCAUCGCCUUCGUCGUGCCGCCGCAGAAGCGGCCUGCUUUCACCGGAAUCAUCGGAGCUACCUAUGGCGUCGCGAGCGUCAUUGGUCCUCUGAUUGGAGGUGUUUUCACCGAUGGCCCAUCUUGGCGCUGGUGCUUUUACAUCAACCUGCCGAUUGGAGGCGUGGCCGUGGCAAUCAUCGUCGUCAUCCUCAAGACGCCCGAGGCUUCCGUUUCCGAAGAAGCGCGCCGCGCAUCUCCCCUGGAGAAGCUGCUGCACAUGGAUCUGCCCGGCUUCUUUGUCGUCAUGGCUGCUGUCGUCUGCCUUCUGCUCGCUCUGCAGUGGGGCGGCGUCACCAAGGACUGGGACUCGCCCGACGUGAUUGGCACCCUUGUUGGCUUCGCCCUCAUCACGGUGCUGUUUCUCGUCAUCGAGUGGUGGCAAGGUCCGCGCGGCAUGUUGUCUCCGCAGAUUCUCAAGCGUCGCGAAAUCUGGACGGGCUGUCUUUUCAGCUUCUUCCUCGCUGGAGGCUUUUUUAUCCUUCUUUACUAUCUCCCCAUCUACUUUCAGGCUAUUCGGAGUACUUCUGCCCAGGAAAGCGGGAUCCGGAAUCUCGCACUCAUCAUCGCCGACACCAUCACCGUGAUUGGCUCCGGAGCCAUCAUCACCGCGACAGGGCAGUUCGCACCACUCGUUGUCCUCGGCGCCGUCAUGACUACUGUUGGCUCCGGGCUACUCUACACCCUUGACCAGACCUCAGGCCCCGGCGAGUGGAUAGGCUAUCAGGUCCUCGCUGGCCUUGGAAUCGGUCUUUGCUUCCAAGUACCUAUCAUGGCCGGACAAGCACUUUCUCCCCCAGACGAAGUUUCUUCCGCUACUGCAUUAAUCCUUUUCUUUCAAACCAUGGGCGGCGCCAUCAUGGUCAGCGCUGGUCAGGCAGCCUUCACGAACAAACUCAUCAGCAGCAUCAAAACCUCUGCGCCCAACCUUCAGCCAGCCGCAGUCGUCGCUGUUGGAGCCACCGAUCUACGGAAGUCUUUCUCUGGCCCCGACUUGACCGCCGUCUUGGCCGCUUACACCGAUGGCAUCCAAACUGCCCUCAUCCUCAGUAUUGCUUUGGCUGGCAUCGCUACCAUUGCAAGCUUGCUGGUGCCUUGGAAAUCUAUCAAGGGCAAGGCUCAGAUGGGAGCUGGCGCCGUUUGA